UAGGUGUUCAACAAGUAAGUGUUCCCUGGAAAAGUUGAAAAGAAGAAACCAUCAGGUUCCCUAAAGUAGCCUAAGAUUCUUUCUAACUUACAGAGGUGGUUGGGUUGAAUUCCCACAUUCUCAAAUCAGAGGGCUGAGGUUCACCCAGUACAUGGUAUAUUUUUCUCUGAAGAAAGCUACUCUGAAUGCAGAUUAAGUCUCGAAGCCCUACAAAGGACAACCGGGAAAGCACAGUGCCUUCUAAAUCCCUUUGGGGACCAGGCUCUCCUCUCUGUGUGUCUGAGUCUGCGGGUGAGUGUGCAUGGGUGGGGGAGGUUGUGGUGGGGCCGGAGGGCAUAGGCAAGAGGGAGGAGAGAAACCCCAAGCGGUGAUUAUGUGGAGGGGAUUUGCUAUGUCUCUUUUCCUCCCCCCCUUCUUUCUUUGUCCUCUUUCUCCGUGUUCCUCUCUUUGUCCCCUUUUCCUCGUCUCCUUCUUCUGCAUUUGUCUGGGAGGAUCCUGGAGUGUUCUUUUGAUCGACUCAAUCUUUCUCUGGCACUUGAGUUCUGAUUGGCUGAAGGACUUAGAAGGGGAAAAAAAACUUUAAUUAAGUAGAUAAUCUCUUCUUUGGAAGUUUGGCAGCUCCAUUUCACCUCUCCCUAACUCUGUUUGGGAUCGCUUACACACCACUGAAGUUGGGACUUGAGGAGAAUUCCAUCCCACUACCACUGAGGGGUCUAUUUCCCCAUCUUGUCUGUCUCCCAAGUUUUUAGAAUUUUCUAUUUCUGUUGCUCCAGAGGAUUAUGUUGCUUAUGAAGCCUUCUGUGUGCAUCUUCCUUUUCACCUGUAUCCUCCGACCCAGCUAUACCUGGUCAGUGAACAAUUUCCUGAUGACUGGUCCAAAGGCUUACCUGAUCUAUUCCAGCAGUGUGGCAGCUGGUGCCCAGAGUGGUAUUGAAGAAUGCAAGUAUCAGUUUGCCUGGGACCGAUGGAACUGCCCUGAGAGAGCCCUGCAGCUGUCUAGCCAUGGUGGCCUUCGCAGUGCUAAUCGGGAGACAGCGUUUGUACACGCCAUCAGUUCUGCUGGGGUCAUGUACACUCUGACUAGGAACUGCAGCCUGGGGGAUUUUGACAACUGUGGCUGUGACGACUCCCGAAAUGGGCAGCUGGGGGGCCAAGGCUGGCUGUGGGGAGGCUGCAGUGACAACGUGGGCUUCGGAGAGGCAAUAUCCAAGCAGUUCGUCGAUGCCCUAGAGACAGGACAAGAUGCCCGGGCAGCCAUGAACCUGCACAACAAUGAGGCCGGCCGCAAGGCGGUGAAGGGCACCAUGAAACGCACGUGUAAGUGCCACGGUGUGUCCGGCAGCUGCACCACGCAGACCUGCUGGCUGCAGCUGCCUGAGUUCCGCGAGGUGGGCGCGCACCUGAAGGAGAAGUACCACGCGGCUCUCAAGGUGGACCUGCUGCAGGGGGCUGGCAACAGUGCCGCCGGCCGAGGCGCCAUCGCUGACACCUUCCGCUCCAUCUCCACACGGGAGCUGGUGCACUUGGAGGACUCCCCGGACUACUGCCUGGAGAACAAAACGCUGGGACUGCUGGGUACCGAGGGCCGAGAGUGCCUACGGCGCGGGCGGGCCCUGGGCCGCUGGGAGCGCCGCAGCUGCCGCCGGCUCUGCGGGGACUGCGGCCUGGCGGUGGAGGAGCGCCGCGCCGAGACCGUGUCCAGCUGCAACUGCAAGUUCCACUGGUGCUGCGCGGUCCGCUGCGAGCAGUGCCGCCGGCGCGUUACCAAGUACUUCUGCAGCCGCGCCGAGCGACCGCGGGGGGGCGCGGCGCACAAACCCGGGAGAAAACCCUGA
This is a messenger RNA of Ailuropoda melanoleuca (giant panda), 1835 nucleotides long. It is a transcript of the gene WNT8B, whose product is annotated as Wnt family member 8B. Lineage: Eukaryota; Metazoa; Chordata; Mammalia; Carnivora; Ursidae. The record is from RefSeq and is a predicted model, not a curated record. Gene Ontology annotation, biological process: cell fate commitment; multicellular organism development; canonical Wnt signaling pathway. The transcript has 6 exons. Gene Ontology annotation, cellular component: extracellular region. Bases 780 to 1835 code for a protein of 351 amino acids. Gene Ontology annotation, molecular function: cytokine activity; frizzled binding.